Molecule: messenger RNA, 437 nt
Organism: Guillardia theta CCMP2712
Lineage: Eukaryota; Cryptophyceae; Pyrenomonadales; Geminigeraceae
Exons: 1
Source: RefSeq, a predicted model, not a curated record
AUGGAAUCCAUGGAAAUGGUGUCCAUGGAUACAAGCAUGCAGAGUGAGUCCAGCAACGAAGCAUCUCCUCUGCGUCUUUGCAAUGAGUCUAUAAUUGACAUGACAAGCUCCCUCACUCCGCCGCUGAAGAGGCUGCACACGUACAGCAUGGACGACGACCUUUCAGCAGAGAAAACCAGGAUGCUUGACACACCAGAUCAAGCCUCCCCUGAUCAAUCCUUUCACUUCACGCACUUCCACAAGGCAGUGAGCAAAGAAUCUCCAUUCAAGAGAGGUGUGGACCUCCGCGUGCAGAUUCCCAACCAGAUGCACCUCAGGAAAGGCGCAGUCGUCGUGUCGCCGCACGCCAACAUCUUCAUGGAUGAUCAGCAGUUCCCUCAGUCUGCCAACAGCCAGAAGCCCGACAGCGAGCUUAUUCUUCACACCUGCGCUGAUUU